AUGCCAGCCCACAUACCUAACCUAGGGAUCAUCGUGUACCAGCUUCGCCAGUGUGCAGGCCGCUUUAUGUCUGUGUAUGACACACAUCAACAUCUCCGUAAACUCCAUAGUCUCGCCGACCUCAGCACAGACGACCUGAAGGAGUUUUCAGGCGUUCCUGCCGGGGAGAAGAUGCCGUCGCAGCAGAGACAGCACCUGGCACAUCGACGCCUGGCACAGAUCGUCCACUAUAAAGGGGGUGAACUCAAACACCUUGCAUAUAUUAUAGAGAACUGUAUAUUUAUAUUGUGGCGCCACCUGGAAUAUUACCUGUUACACUGCGUACCUAUAGACCAACAGCCCACUCUUUAUCAGUCACAGGUGAAACGCCAGCAGCAGAUGCGACGACUACAAGACCUGACAGGUAGCGGCAGCAUGAUGUAUGACACAGAUGAGGGGGCAACGUUCUCGGAGGGAGACAAGCUGACACGGGCGUGA
Molecule: messenger RNA, 477 nt
Organism: Mizuhopecten yessoensis (Yesso scallop)
Lineage: Eukaryota; Metazoa; Mollusca; Bivalvia; Pectinida; Pectinidae
Product: nuclear pore complex protein Nup205-like
Exons: 4
Coding region: 1-477 (158 amino acids)
Source: RefSeq, a predicted model, not a curated record